Solea senegalensis (Senegalese sole) is the source of this 4773-nucleotide messenger RNA. It is a transcript of the gene slc39a10, whose product is annotated as solute carrier family 39 member 10. Gene Ontology annotation, cellular component: membrane. The transcript has 12 exons. Gene Ontology annotation, molecular function: zinc ion transmembrane transporter activity. Gene Ontology annotation, biological process: zinc ion import across plasma membrane; positive regulation of B cell receptor signaling pathway; intracellular zinc ion homeostasis. The record is from RefSeq and is a predicted model, not a curated record. NCBI's taxonomy places the organism in Eukaryota, Metazoa, Chordata, Actinopteri, Pleuronectiformes, Soleidae. The coding region runs from base 119 to 2827 and encodes 902 amino acids.
CGGGUACUACGUCGUAUGCGUAGCCGGCGUUAGUGAAUAACUGCCUUUCCUAAAUUGACGUAACCAGACGGUGUAGUACCGAGCGGAGAGGAGAUGCACACGGCACUCGAGUGAGUGCAUGUUUCAGAUGAGUUCAAAAACCCACUCACACAGCAGCACCUGGACUGGGGGGCCAAGCAGGAGGAAGCAUAUUACAGGGGCCAAAAGCGAGGAGACAAUGCGAGUCCACGUGCACACCAAGUUCUGUUUCCUCUGUGUGCUCACCUUCCUCUUCCACCAGUGCAACCACUGCCAUGCAGAAGAUCACAGCCAUCAGCACAGUGGGCAUCACCAUAAUGACCACAACCAUGCCCACAGCGACCUGCAGAUUUCUGAGGCUCCAUACACGAAGGGACCCACUACAUCGCCACAGUCCAAGACUCCCAAAGGAGACACUCUAGAGGAGGAGCAACGCUACUACAUCCAGCAGCUUUUCAGGCGCUACGGUCAGAAGGACCGGCUAGAUUUCCAGGGAUUUCAGAGUCUGCUCUUUAGCUUGGGUCUGGGUGAGGUGAAGGUGGUUGGUAUGGAUCAUGAGGAUCUGGGUCAUGACCAUGUAGCCCAUCUCGACGUGCUAGAUUUGCAGGAAGGGCUUCACUCACACACAUCCACCAACGGAGGCCAUGAUCAUGGACACACGCACGGUCAUCAUCAUCCACACCACAAGCCUGGCUCCCGCCAUCUGCCCACAGAACAGGAACCCACAACGAGCAGUCAGCAGACGACUGCUGCUGGUCCCACUGCUGGUGCACCCAUAGGGGAUGGCCAUAAACAUGACGCAACGCAUGAUGACCAUGAUCACACCAAGGUAAAAGGUAGACACCAUAAACAUUCAGACGGACAUGUGAAGAAUGCACAUGACAAAGAGCACAAGCAUGAGCAGGUGCAGUCUGUCCAUAGGGACCUAACUUCUCAACCUCAUGAUGAUCAUGACCACAGUGAUCAUGACCAUGGUAAUCAGGACCAUGACCAGGAACCUCAACCUCAUGAUGAUCAUGACCACAGUGAUCAAGACCAUGGUAAUCAGGACCAUGACCAGGAUCAUAAUCACGUUAAUCAAGUACAGACCAGCACAGACAUUCCUCCCAUAACCCAAGAACAGCUGCCACCUCCAACCUCAUGGCCGUCCCAAGACCCUCAGGAGUCUUCUACUCUAACAGAGAGUCGAACCAAGAAGCCCAGAAAUCCAUCACGGGUCAGAGGACAGCGAGGGAGAAACAAAACCCCUGCUACUCUCAUACCUCCAUCUGACAACCAUAACCACAAACAUGAACAUGAACACGGACAUGGACAUGGACAUGGUCACGGUCACGGUCAUUCUCAUAAAGAUAAGAGAGAAGCUCCAGGAGAGCUUGACACCCCCACGUUGCCAGUCCCCAUCGUUCCAGGACAUCCAAGUGGAUAUUUACACCAGCAUGAGGAGUGUUUGAACCUGACUCAGCUCCUCGACUACUACGGCCUGAGUCCUCAAUCGCUCAUCUCCCCCAGCCAGUUCACCUACCUGUGUCCCGCCCUGCUCUACCAGAUAGAUAGUCGUGUUUGCAUCCGCCAUUACCACCAGAUGGAUGUCGAGCAGGAAGCCUUGGAGUCUAUCAAUACUGUGUGGAUUUGGGUCUCGGGCUUUGUGUCCAUCACGGUCAUCAGCCUGCUGUCCCUGCUGGGUGUGGUCCUCGUGCCCAUUCUCAACCAGGGCUGUUUCAAGUUCCUGCUCACCUUCCUGGUGGCGCUGGCAGUGGGCACGCUCAGCGGCGACGCCCUCCUUCACCUGCUGCCUCAUUCUCAAGGGCAGCACAACCACAGCAAUCCUCACACAAACCGGGACACUGAUCUGCUAACAGAAUUUGACGGCGUUUGGAAGGGACUUACAGCGUUGGCCGGCAUCUACCUCCUCUUCAUCAUCGAACACUGUAUCGGCAUGUUUAAGCACUACAAAGACCAAAGGAGCGCGAAGAAGGCGAGCGAGGAGGGAGCGAUUGGCAGGAAGUUGUCGGAUCACAAGUUAAAUCGUCGCUCGGACGCAGAGUGGCUGCACCUGAAGCCGCUCAAUGAAGACCCCGACAGCACGGCUGUCUCCUGUGACAACGGCUACAACGACACACAGCUCUCGGAUCUCCAGCCACCCGACUCUCCCACCAACACGACGCCACUGACCCCUGCGCAGCCUCAGCAGGACCAACAGUCGCCCAGCAAGGAGGAGAACCGACAUAAGGCCAAGAAACACAGUCACAGACACUCACACGGCCACUCUCAUGGCGGGAACUGCCACUCGGACCAAGAGAUGAAGGACGCUGGUAUAGCGAGCAUCGCCUGGAUGGUCAUCAUGGGUGAUGGCAUGCAUAACUUCAGUGAUGGCCUGGCUAUAGGUGCAGCGUUCAGUGCAAACUUGACAGGAGGCAUCAGCACAUCAGUGGCUGUUUUCUGUCACGAAUUACCUCAUGAACUUGGUGACUUUGCGGUGCUGCUGAAAGCCGGGAUGUCGGUGAAGCAGGCAAUCGUCUACAAUCUGCUGUCCGCCCUCAUGGCCUAUGUUGGAAUGGUGAUUGGCACAGCUGUGGGACAGUACACACACAAUGUCACCAACUGGAUCUUCGCCAUCACAGCCGGCAUGUUUCUGUAUGUGGCUCUGGUGGACAUGCUGCCAGAAAUGCUCCACGGGGACAGCGAGGACCACAAGCGCUGUCAGCUGGGACACUUUGUCCUGCAGAACCUGGGCAUGCUGACCGGGUUCAGCAUCAUGCUGCUCAUCGCCAUCUUCGAGGACCAAAUCGUUUUCGACUUUGGCUUUUAACAGAGGGGAGCGAGGGCGGAAAACUGGCCGGAUGUUUUGCCGCCGCUCCUCUGUCGCCUUAACUAACACGCUUUGUUUGCAAUGUAACGGGGCCCAGUCAUGCAUGCGAUGUGAGUCUUGAUCAUGAACCGUGCCUCCCAUUUCUAACGGUGGUUUAUGCAUAUCCCAUGACUCUGCUUAGUGAUGUUUACACUCGCCAUCUUGUCUCCUCCAUCACUUCCAGUCUCUGUGUUGCUUUUAGGAGCGAGGCUCCACUCCCAACCACACAAAAGCCGCCACAUCUGCUCUUAAAAAUGCAAACUUUGGAAAAAAAAAAAUGAAGAGCUCUGGACAGUCAGGUGGUGCUGGACCCAGCGUCUCACCACCUGUCCAUCAUCAUCAUCGUCACCACCUGUCGCAUGUUGUCGUCGUAGCCGUCCAUCUUAUCCGUGCCGUGCUGUCGUCUACGUCUUCACACAUCUGUGUACGUCACUUGUCUCUGUCUUGUUUGACGUCACCACGAUGCGUCCCGGACAUGUGGCGCGUGUGUGUGUGUGUGUGUGCCACAGCUGCACUGCUCGCCAUCGCAGUGUUGACAAAGAGACGCAGACCUAGCGUCUGCUUGCCAACACAUCUGGAAUACAAACUUUAGCUAAACCGAGAGAGUGUUCCUCUGAAUUUCCCACAUGGCUCAGUGUUAUUUCUUUAAUGCUGCAACUUUCCCCCAAUGUAUUACUUUUCAGUUGUUGUCUAAAUAGACUUAUUAUAUUAAAAUCUAGUUCAUAGUCAUAACUAACAGCUGCCAAAGCAUUUACUAGCCUUUACAUUACUUUUUUUUUCUUCCCAGACAUCAAAUGUCUGUCAAUUUCUUUUUUUUUAAUGGUUGACAAUCUGUUGCCAAGUACGACACAUCCGUUAUUAUUUUCUCUCUUGUUUUGAGAAUCACAGCAGCUUCAAAAAAAUGUGAAGGACUAGAUGUAUUACUUAUGUUCAUCAGGAAGUGUUGUAGUUUACUAGAUUAUUAUUCAGGAUCGCCUCUUCCUGAAAGGUGCUCUGCAUUUGGACGGUCCAAAUAGUACAGCAGUACGUGUAGUAUGGUAACCGUAGAAGGCGGAGUUGUCACACCCGAUACAGGUAUCAGGAAGUACUGUAAAUACGUGAGGUCUUUAUCGUGUCAGUAGCUUAGCGGCUCUGGAAGUUCUUCUGUCAAACAAUCGUCAAACUUCCCGACAGCGGAUCAGAAAAAUACACUGUGUGCUUUUGCCUCAGCAUGUCCCCCGCACUUGAAAUGUCAAAUACAUUUAAUUUUAAAUUUGUUUUUUUUUUUUUAACGAGUAUUCCUCGUGUAAACCGUGUCAGCGCUUGACACUAAGCCCCUCCCCUUCUCCUCCCCACAUCCGUGACAUUCCAUUGGCUGUGGUGCGGCUCACAUGCUAAGCUAGCCAGCCUAGCCUAACCUGGGAAACGCGUGUCUUCAUUUAUGCUGUCACUGUGUGACAUCCGUUGUCUUAUGUCUUUAACUGGCUGUAAAUCAUUGUCAGUGAUUCUGAGGUUUCAUGGAUCUGACUGAAUCAUGCAUGAAGCAUGAGUGGAAGGGUACAGACAUUAUUGUCUUGAGUUUUUUUUCUUUUCUUCCUUUAUUGACAACCUUUGUUACUUUUAAAUGAAGUCUGUGUGUGAAGAUCGCGGCGUGUUCUUUGGGGCAUAGCGUGUGUCAAUCACGUUGGGAAACUUUCUUUGGGAAAAAGUAAAUGUGAAGGUGGCAGAAUAUCGGUGCUUCGAAAAUGGGACUCUUGAACUCGCGUUUAUGACGUGGGAAGUUCUGAACAUGCCAAGUACAGAGUGCAGGCGGAGGAAAAAUAGUCCAUUUGGAAAUGUUCUGUCUAGAUCAGGGUCACACUGGAUACAGAAGACGCAUUAUUGCAUGACAGAACGUCUUUUUUUUUAUAUAUAUAUAUAUAUAUAUA